Puntigrus tetrazona (Sumatra barb) is the source of this 4632-nucleotide messenger RNA. RefSeq names its product phosphatidylinositol 4-kinase alpha-like. Gene Ontology annotation, biological process: phosphatidylinositol-mediated signaling; phosphatidylinositol phosphate biosynthetic process. Gene Ontology annotation, cellular component: cytoplasm; plasma membrane. Gene Ontology annotation, molecular function: 1-phosphatidylinositol 4-kinase activity. The record is from RefSeq and is a predicted model, not a curated record. Lineage: Eukaryota; Metazoa; Chordata; Actinopteri; Cypriniformes; Cyprinidae.
AUGGUACGAGGAGUGUGUGAAAUCGCCACUAAAUCCCCGCUGCUCACGUUCCCGAGCGGAGAACCGCUGCGCUCAGAACUCCAGUACAACUCUGCUCUGAAGAGCGACACGGUUACGCCCGCGGAGUUAAGUGAACUGCGCAGCACCAUCAUUAAUUUGUUGGAUCCGUCGCCUGAAGCUGCUGCCCUCAUCAAUAAACUGGACUUCGCCAUGUGCACCUACCUGCUGUCUGUGUACGGCUGGGUACAUGAGGUUGAAGCGCGCUUUCUGACUCUCUCGUUGUGGGGGUUUCAUGUGAUUUUGCUCAUCUCUCUCCGUGUUAGGAUGCUGCACUCCAAUGAUGCUGGCUUCCAGGUGAUGUUCAGAUACUUUGAGGACAAGGCCAUCCAGAAAGACAAAUCAGGCAUGAUGCAGUGCGUGAUUUGUGUAGGUGACAAAGUCUUUGAGGUUUUCCUGCAGAUGAUGGCUGAGAAACCCAAGACUAAAGAGCAUGAGGAGGAGCUGGAGCGCCACGCUCAGUUCCUAUUGGUCAACUUUAACCACACCCACAAGAGGAUCCGACGGGUGGCAGAUAAAUACCUCUCAGGACUCGCCGAAACGUUUCCUCAUCUUCUGUGGAGUGGAAGGGUUUUGAAGACUAUGUUGGACAUCCUGCAGACUCUGUCUCUGUCCCUGAGCGCUGACAUCCACAAAGACCAGCCCGUACUCGACAUUCCCGACACUCCGUACAGAAUCACGGUCCCGGACACGCAUGAGGCGAGGGAGAGCAUCGUGAAGGACUUUGCCGCCCGCUGUGGAGAGAUCUUGAAGGAGGCCAUGAAAUGGGCUUCUGUCACCAAAUCUCAUCUCCAGGAGUAUCUGAACAAGCAUCAGAUCUGGCUGUCAGGUUUGUCUCAGCACACGGGUUUGGCGAUGGCUACCGAGAGCAUUCUCAGCUUCGCGGGAUACAACCGUCAAAGCACCACACUGGGGGCAGCUUUUCCUCAGGUUACCCAGCUCACGGAGCGGCCCACCUGCGUGAAGAAGGACUACUCCAACUUCAUGGCAUCCCUUAACCUGCGUAACCGCUACACUGGAGAGGUCGCUGGGAUGCUGCAGUUUGCUGAAGUGACACACAGCGAGUCGAACCUCAGCAAACUGAUGGUUUCUCAAAUGAGUGACGCUCUGGACGCCAAAGACUCGGACGCAUUCACACAGAACAUGUUCAAGAUGACGGCUCUGCUCAUUAGCACUAAAGACUGGGACCUUCAGCUGCUGCAUCACCUCUGCUGGUCUCCUCUGAAGAUGUUCACGGAGCAGGGCAUGGAGACGGCCAUCGCCUGCUGGGAGUGGCUGCUCGCGCGCGCGCGUAAUGGAGCCGAAGUCCAGUUCAUGCGUGAGAUGGCGGGCGCCUGGCAGAUGACCGUCGAGCUGAAGAUGGGCUUGUUCUCGGAGACCGAGUCAGAAGCCGACCCUUUAGCUGCUUCUGAAGAGAGUCAGCCGCUGCCUCGCGUCCCCAACGUCACGCCGCACUCGCUCUGGAUCGAGUGUUUUCUAGUGCAGAGAUUCGAAAUUGCAAAAUACUGCAGUGCGGAUCAGGUGGAGAUCUUCACCGGUGUCCUGCAGAGGGCGCUGUCUCUCAGCGUCGGUGGACCCAAGAGCUGCCUGAACCGCCACGUAGCUGCCAUAGGACCCCGAUUCAGGCUGCUGACUCUCGGUCUCACUCUUCUUCAUGCCGAUGUAGUCACUAACGCCACAAUCCGUAACGUCCUGAGAGAGAAGAUCUACUCUACUGCCUUUGAUUACUUCAGCGUUGCUCCACGGUUCCCCACGCAGCCGGAGAAACGCCUGCGUGAAGACAUCAGCAUCAUGAUCAAGUUCUACGCGUGUCUGCUGUCGGAUAAGAAAUAUCUCACAGCUACUCAGCUCGUCCCUCCAGAUCCUCAGGACGUGUCGGUGAACAGUCUGUCUGUGAUGGCGGUGGCGGACUCCCGGAGCAGUCUGGACGCGGCGGUGGGCUCCAGACAGCAGGCCACACAGGGCUGGAUCAACACAUACCCUCUGUCCAGCGGAGUCUCCACGCUCUCCAAGAAAUCAGGUUUGUCAAAGAAGACGAACAGAGGAACUCAGCUGCACAAAUACUUCAUGAAGCGCAGGACGCUGCUGCUGGCCCUGCUGGCGAGCGAGGUGGAGCGUCUGACCACGUGGUACAAUCCUCUGGGCAGCCAGGAGCUGCAGAUCUCCGCCGAGCAGUCUGUGGAGACCAGCAUCACUAACUGGAGGUCCAAGUACAUCAGCCUGACCGAGAAGCAGUGGAAGGACAACGUCAAUCUAGCGUGGAGCAUCUCUCCGUACCUCGCCCUACAGCUGCCGGCCAGGUUCAAGAACACAGAGGCCAUUUUCUCAGAAGUGACCCGGCUGGUUCGUCUGGACCCCGGGGCCGUCAGUGACGUUCCUGAGGCUGUGAAGUUUCUGGUGACGUGGCACACGAUCGACGCUGAUUCUCCGGAGCUGAGUCAUAUCUUGUGCUGGGCUCCGGCUGAUCCUCCCACAGGACUCUCGUACUUCUCCAGCAUGUAUCCUCCGCAUCCGCUGACCGCUCAGUACGCCGUCAAAGUCCUGCGCUCCUUCCCUCCCGAUGCUAUUCUGUUUUACAUUCCACAAAUUGUUCAGGCCCUCCGUUAUGAUAAGAUGGGGUACGUGAGAGAGUACAUCCUCUGGGCAGCACAGAAAUCUCAGCUUCUGGCACAUCAGUUCAUCUGGAACAUGAAGACCAACAUCUACACAGAUGAGGAGGGACACCAGAAAGACCCUGAUAUCGGGGAUCUUCUGGAGCAGCUGGUUGAGGAGAUCAUCGGUUCUCUCUCAGGUCCAGCUAAAGACUUCUACCAGCGCGAGUUUGACUUCUUCAACAAGAUCACCAACGUCUCAGCCAUUAUAAAGCCGAUUCCUAAAGGAGACGAGCGGAAGAGAGCGUGUCUGAGAGCUCUGUCUGAUAUCAAAGUCCAGCCAGGCUGUUAUCUGCCCAGUAACCCUGAAGCUAUAGUGCUGGACAUCGAUUAUAAAUCAGGAACACCAAUGCAGAGCGCUGCCAAAGCACCGUAUCUGGCCAAAUUCAAGGUGAAACGCUGUGGAGUGAGUGAACUGGAGAAAGAGGGCUUGCUGUGUCGCUCGGACUCGCUGGAUGAGGCUCAGAGCGGAGAAGAAGCACAGAAGAUCUGCUGGCAGGCGGCCAUCUUUAAAGUCGGAGACGACUGCAGACAGGAUAUGUUGGCGUUGCAGAUCAUCGGUCUGUUUAAGAAUAUUUUUCAGCUGGUGGGACUCGACCUGUUUGUUUUUCCAUAUAGAGUAGUAGCUACGGCACCAGGGUGUGGCGUCAUCGAGUGCAUCCCAGACUGUAAGUCCAGAGAUCAGCUCGGACGACAGACAGACUUCGGGAUGUACGAUUAUUUCCGGAACCAGUACGGAGACGAAUCUACUCUGGCCUUCCAGAAGGCGAGGUAUAACUUCAUCCGUAGCAUGGCUGCAUACAGUCUGCUGCUCUUCCUGCUGCAGAUCAAGGACAGACACAACGGAAACAUCAUGCUGGACAGACAGGGACAUCUCAUCCAUAUCGAUUUCGGCUUCAUGUUUGAGAGUUCUCCGGGUGGGAAUCUGGGCUGGGAGCCGGACAUCAAACUGACUGAUGAGAUGGUGAUGAUCAUGGGCGGGAAGAUGGAGGCCACACCCUUCAAGUGGUUCAUGGAGAUGUGUGUGCGUGGAUACCUAGCUGUCAGGCCGUAUAUGGAUGCUGUGGUUGCCUUGGUAACGCUGAUGCUGGAUACAGGACUGCCCUGCUUCCGCGGUCAGACCAUCAAACUGCUCAAGCAGCGUUUUAACCCUGGAGUGAGUGAGAAGGAAGCAGCAGCUUUUAUCAUCAAAGUCAUUCAGAACUGCUUCUUGAGCAGCAGGAGCAAAACGUAUGACAUGAUCCAGUAUUAUCAGAACCAGAUCCCGUACUGAAGGCCAGAGAAACCUGUGUGUGUGUGUGUGUGUGUGUGUGUGUGUGUGUGUGUGUGUGUUUCAGCCUCAGUGACGGAGCACAUUAUUGAUGGGAAGCUUCUCUAAGCCAUCAGUCAGACGCGUCACAAAACCUCUCAAAGAGUAUUAAACUGGAAGGAUACGAAGGAUUUCUACAUGCUGCCAUUUGACUUCAACAUCUCCCAGUCAUUAAAAAGUACUAGAAACACUCAGUGCACAAACAAACUCAGACCAUCACGUAUCCCACCCAACCAAAUCAGAUCAACAUCCAACAAAAUCUGACAAUACUGAUACAUUGCUCCAACAGCAUUUGUAACAAAUCACAGUUCACAACAUACAAGCACAAUAUGACUCAUUCAAUAUAUGUGUGUCCCUUUAUCAUAAGUUAUGCUAUGAAUUCCCCCUAAGAUCCCAGGCUGUAUAAAACAUCCUCAGUCCAGCCCUGUUAUACUAACCAGUGUUUAGUUCUUGAAACCUUCCCAUAAGUACCUUUAGUAAGUUUGGCUACAUAUGUAUUUUUAAGAACAUGGAGACCUCUUGUGGCUGGAUGAAGUUACUGCAUCAAAACACUGCUCCUCCUGUAGUGUGCAGCUGUAAGUGAACACUGUAAGUAAAGAGAUCACUUGCUCAUCA